Populus nigra (black poplar) is the source of this 1638-nucleotide messenger RNA. Its product is annotated as 1-aminocyclopropane-1-carboxylate oxidase homolog 12-like. The record is from RefSeq and is a predicted model, not a curated record. The transcript has 3 exons. Lineage: Eukaryota; Viridiplantae; Streptophyta; Magnoliopsida; Malpighiales; Salicaceae. Bases 399 to 1523 code for a protein of 374 amino acids.
ACAUGAAAAUCCUAGCUCUGACCUAGGUUCAAUUAUUGGGCAGGGAAUUCUUCUUUAUUUUUUGUUUAAAACUAGAGAUCUAAUUAACAAGGCCAGAUAUUCCAAAGAAAGAUGCAUCGCUAUCUGCAUUUUGAGGCCAAACAGUGAGGGAAAGGACGUGUCUUCCUACAUGUGUUGUUACUUCUCAAGAAUAAGAUUUCAAAAAGAAAUGUCAAAAAAGGGUUAUGUCUUGGUAUGUAGGCCUCUUGUCACAUUUGCUUGCUUACACAAACGCAUCACUAUACCAUUUCCUCCAUUCAGCAUGAGCAUCAUUUUCUUUAUUCUUGAAUUGCCACCACUAAGUGCUCUAUUUAGACGCAAGUUCCUCUCGCCAAUAACCACCCAUUGUUGCUCAAAACAUGGAACUCCUGAUUCCAGUAGCUGCAGAUUCCUUUCUCCAAGAUGAGUCCAGCUAUGACAAGGGUAAGGCAGUGAAGGCAUUUGAUGAAACAAAGGCAGGUGUUAAGGGACUAGUAGACUCUGGAGUAACAAAAAUCCCCAGGUUUUUUAUCCACCCACCAGAGGAUGUUGAAAAGUCAUCAUCCGACAGUAUCCAUCUGGGACUUCAGGUUCCAGUUAUAAACUUCGAGCACUUUGAAAGUUGCCGACGAUCAGAGGUGGUCAAUGAGAUUCGCAAAGCGUCAGAAAUAUGGGGAUUCUUUCAAAUGGUUAACCACGGGAUUCCCGUUAGUGUCUUGGAUGAUAUGUUAGCUGGUGUGAGACGAUUCCACGAGCAACACCGAGAUGUGAAGAUGGAGUUUUAUUCACGUGACCGUAAGCAGCCAGUGAGGUUCUUCUGCAAUGGCGAUCUCCUUGUCAACAGAGCACCAGCAAAUUGGAGGGAUACAAUAGCAUUUGAUUUCCAAGAUGGUAAACUGGACCCUGAACUCUUUCCUGAAACUUUCAGAGAAGAAGUCAGUCAAUACAUCAGACACAUGAUCCAAAUGAAGAAGACACUAUCUGAACUAAUAUCAGAGGCACUCGGACUUCCUAGCGAUUACCUCUCAAGCUUAGAAUGCAUGGAAACUGAAUCGUUAGUGUGCCACUAUUAUCCGGCUUGUCCCGAGCCAGACCUGACGUUGGGUGCCACCAAGCAUAGAGACCCAUCUUUAAUGACUGUUCUCCUGCAAGACAACACGGGUGGCCUCCAAGUUCGCAACCAAACUCAAUGGGUCGAUGUCCCUCCUUUACAGGGAGCUCUAGUAGUAAAUAUUGGGGACUUCAUGCAGCUGAUCACCAAUGACAAGUUCAAGAGUGUGGAGCAUAGGGUUCUUGUUGGGCAGGAGGGAUCCCGAACAUCAGUAGCAUGCUUUUUCUAUCCAAGCACAGCAAAUAAAUUUAAACCUUAUGGAGCAAUAAAGGAGCUUGUGUCUGAUGACAAUGUGCCCAUGUACAGGGAAACUCAUAUUGCUGAGUUCCUGGCUUUCUUCAGGUCCAAAGGAUUAGAUGGUACUCCAACCCUUUGUCAUUUCAAACUGGCAUGAAUGACCCCAUGCCUGUUGCCUCACAAAUUUGCUCAAACUUAAGUCCAUCUUUUUUGUAAUAACCAAUCGAAUUAAUUUCCAUGAAGAUUAUCUCCAAUAUCUUCUUUUAUUUUCA